Cladocopium goreaui is the source of this 483-nucleotide messenger RNA. The record is from the annotation of a GenBank genome assembly. NCBI's taxonomy places the organism in Eukaryota, Dinophyceae, Suessiales, Symbiodiniaceae.
AUGCAAAAGCGGAAGGUGGUGCAGUACUUGAGCAAGUACAUCAAGGGCUUGAAUGCAGAUCAAGUUUCCUCCCGCCUCUUUUCCGGUGAAGUGGAACUGCGGGAUGCGGAAUUCGAAGUGGAUCCCUUGCGGAAGUUGCUGCUAGGGACGUUGCCGUUCACUUGGGAGGUCCUGGCGAUUUCCUGCGAUCGGCUGCAGGUCCAGGUACCUUGGAGCGCCCUGCGGAGCCGUGCGGUGCAGGUGAAGGUGGGGAAGCUGCGAGUGCAGGUUGCGGACAAUCGUUUUCGCCGAUGGAAACGUGGCAUGGAGGCUGCUGAAGUCGAAUUGAGCGCCAAUGGAAAAAGUGAAAGGUGGCGGUCCACAGCUGCACCGACCCAGCUUGGGCGGAGUCUCUGGCGACCAGCACGGCCAUUGCCAAUACGCAAAAACCACAGGAGAAACGAGAAGAUGAAGAGCAGAAGAGUUUCAGGCUCUCAGACGUGA